GGGUAGUGUCGCGCUAGUCGGUUGUCUCGUGGAUGAUCAUCAAAGCUCUGGACCGAACAGAAAGGCGAUCGCUGCCUCACUGGAUGUGCAUACAACGCCUCGUUAACACAAACGGGCACAUGUCUCGAUUCUCUAUACAUAUAUUAUCUGCUAGAGAUUUUACUGAAGUUGCAGCCUUCUACGCAAUCUCAGACGCCCUCGAAGAUGGCCUAUGACCAUGCUUUCUUGCUACGCCAGUACAGCGUGUUCAAUGUGUAUACAUUCAUCAUUCUUACAUCGCUCCUUUUCUCAACAAAUCUGGCGCAUCUAACAAGCCCCUCUGGCACAUGGGUAUCCCGCAAGACCCAACUCCUCCUGGAAGCACCAUCGCCAAAGCGAGACUGGCAAGGUCCGGGUCCUGAAAUGGCUCGACUGCUCCAAGUGCCUGUCAGCAUAAGCAAGAGCGGCAGUGAAAAACACAUCGGCCCAGGAUCCCGCGCCAAGCUCGCUCUGUCAGCUCUCCAGACAUGGUACAAUGAAACCACAGGCCUCUGGGAAACGACAGGAUGGUGGAACGCAGGAAACAUUAUCACGACGUUUGGUGAUUACGCAAAGGCAUUUCCUGAGGACGCGGACUUGCAGGCUCUAACGAGGGAUGUCUUCUCGAAUGCACUUGCUCGUGCACCAAUCAUGAACCCUCAUGCGAACUACGAAGAUGAACCAUCAAACAGUACAACUGACAAUCAAGAUGGUUCAAUGUAUGUUGAUAGUGGAUAUACCAAGGAACUUGAUCCGAUAACCUAUGAGCCCCGUUGCAAGUUCCCGCCGAAUUGGAAAGAUGGAACCAAGAACAUUUCAAACACAGAGGUUGCACACCAUAUUGAGAGUCCAGACCCACAAGACUGGCUCGAUGGCUUCAACGAUGAUGAUCUUUGGUGGGCGCUGGCUUGGAUCAAUGCCUACGAUGUUACCAACCACCAACCGUACCUUGACCUUGCCGAAGGCAUCUUUCUCGCGGCAGCCAAGACAUGGGGCACUUAUUGCGAUGGCGGCAUAUACUGGAGUUGGAAAAAGAACUACGUCAAUGCCAUCGCGAAUGAACUCUUCCUCAGCACUGCAGCACAUCUAGCUAAUCGGGUUGAGCAUAAGAAAGAGACGUACCUUGAUUGGGCGAUGAAGAGUCAUGACUGGUUCUUCGAAAGCGGAAUGAUCAACAUCAACGGUACUGUCAAUGACGGUUUAACGGAGGACUGCGAGAACAAUAACAAGACAGUCUGGUCAUACAACCAAGGCGUGAUUCUGGGCGGCCUUGUCGAACUCCAGCGGGCCGACUCUCCCUUGGAGAGUAACUUUCUUGAGGCUGCACACCACAUUGCGCGAGCAGCCAUUUCUGCGCUCUCGGGCUCCAAUGGAGUCAUUCACGAUGUUUGUGAGCCAGAAUGUGGUUUUGAUGGUGGGCAGUUCAAGGGUGCCUUCAUGCGAAACCUGGUCCGGCUACAGCAAGCAUAUCCAGAUGACAUGUUUUCCGCGACGAUUCACGUAAACGCCGAAUCCAUCUGGAAGAAAAACAGGGAGAUGGAUGAAGGACUUCCGUUUUUCGGUGUGGACUGGGAUGGCCCGUUUGUCGAUCCUGCGGAUGCUAGCUCGCAGAGCAGCGCCAUGGACGCGCUAGUUGGUGCUGUAGUCACGGAGUGGGAGUAUUAUAGCAAUGACAACGAUGGGACUUGA
Messenger RNA from Bipolaris maydis ATCC 48331, 1707 nucleotides. RefSeq names its product glycoside hydrolase. Lineage: Eukaryota; Fungi; Ascomycota; Dothideomycetes; Pleosporales; Pleosporaceae. The record is from RefSeq and is a predicted model, not a curated record. Gene Ontology annotation, biological process: carbohydrate metabolic process.